AAGAUACCGUAUACGGUACUGUUUUUCUAUUGGAAUGUCGCAUUUUAGGGGUUCUUUAUAUUCAGAAUUUGGAGAAUUAAACAACACAGGAUUUAACAUUACCAGCGAACUAACAGAAAAUAAUACAGGGGUGAACGUUUCAUACUUGCUUCAUCACUACACUGGUUAUGACGGAUCCUACUAUGACUAUAAUUUUGACUACGAUUUAUCGCAGAUUCCAUACCCAAAGGAGAAAAAAUCAGUUCCAUUUGCAGAGGCUUUGAUUAAAAUAGUAGCAUGUACAAUUACGACUGUGGUGUCUUUGAUUGGAAACUUUCUCGUGAUUUUGGUGGUGGCUUAUAACAAACGGCUUCGAACUACCACAAAUUUCUAUAUCGUGAACCUUGCAGUGGCAGACUUGCUCGUGACGUUUUCCUGUUACUGGGUGAGCACUGUGGACGAUCUGACAGAUGGGUGGAUUCUUGGAUCUUUUUUCUGCAAAUUUAAUGCUUUUGCCCAAGUGACUUCGUUAGUAGCCAGCAUCAUGUCCCUUAUGUUGAUUGCUUGUGACCGAUUCUUUGGAAUAGUGUAUGCCAUGAAGGCUCACGUUAUAGAACGUAAAGCUUAUCACAGCCUCAUACUUAUAUGGAUCCUAUCCAUAGCAGCUGGGGUACCUAUGUUGGUGAAAAAGGAACUGAUGAGCCGACAAUGGCUAGACUACAGAGAAAUGUGGUGUGAUGACACGUGGGAGCUCAAUGCAGUGGGCGGUAACUCUGCUGAAAUCCGGCCUGGCAGAGUGGCCUACUACACAUGCAUAUCGUUUAUACUUUACUUCAUUCCAUUAGUUGUAAUGGCUGUGGCCUAUUGUUGUGUUAUAAGGACACUGUGGACUUCUAAAGCACCCGGUGAAAGAACGACGAAAGACGUUAAUAUACAAACGAAAGUCAAAAGAAAGGUUGUCAUUAUGUUAGUUUUUAUCCUGGCGGUAUUUGGGUUGUGUUGGAUGCCGUUACAAUUGGCAGUUUUAUACUCGGAAUAUAAACCUCUAAGUGAUACGCUAUGGGAUGGAUUUGAGGACUUUUAUUACAUUGCCCAAGUUCUUGCAUUCUCCAACAGUGCCAUUAAUCCGCUUCUUUAUGCAGGAUUUAACGACAAUUUCAGAAAAGGCUUUAAACAGAUGUUCGGAUGCUACAAGAAGAAGCGUUACACGACAUUAUCUAAAGUAGAUGGUGAGGAUACAUAUCAGAGUUCAUCCACAAUGACACCGGUUACAAAAAUGUAAUUCUAUAAACGACCCCAUCCCUAAUGUAAAAAGAUUAUAACACAUGUUAAAACCAUGAUUAUAUUGUCAUUCUUUGUUUAAAGUGUGAGGGACAUCACACAUUAAAUAUAAACUAUGAAAAUAUAGAGUGUUGGUAGCUUUUCAAUCCUUGUGUUUCGAGUUUUUUUUUCAGGAUGACUAUCCCUAUUGCAUUCUUUUUUCCCGAAACUGUGAUAAUGAUGAAACUUUAAUCUAUAGCACUGAUUUCUCUGUCUCUAAUUACAGUUUUUGAAUCGUUUUUUAAACAUAAUUUUGC
Saccostrea echinata is the source of this 1556-nucleotide messenger RNA. RefSeq names its product QRFP-like peptide receptor. Gene Ontology annotation, biological process: G protein-coupled receptor signaling pathway. The record is from RefSeq and is a predicted model, not a curated record. The transcript has 5 exons. Lineage: Eukaryota; Metazoa; Mollusca; Bivalvia; Ostreida; Ostreidae. Gene Ontology annotation, cellular component: membrane. Gene Ontology annotation, molecular function: neuropeptide Y receptor activity. The coding region runs from base 35 to 1261 and encodes 408 amino acids.